GUCCGGGAAUCAAUUUUUUAACUUCCCAAAGGAAGAAGAAAAGAUCGGUCAACACUGGGAAGAAGUCGAUGCUUUCCAAAGAUCAUUGGAAAUUACUAAAGACCUCCCACCAUUUGCAUUUUUUGAUGGUCCACCAUUUGCUACUGGUACUCCUCAUUAUGGACAUCUUUUAGCCUCUACUGUUAAGGAUAUCAUUCCUCGUUACGCCACCAUGAACGGUCACCAUGUUGAAAGAAGAUUUGGUUGGGAUACCCAUGAUUGACAAAAAAUUGGGUAUUACUGGUAAAGAUGAUGUUAUGAAUAUGGGUAUUGAUAAAUAUAAUGCUGAAUGUCGUUCUAUUGUUAUGAGAUAUGCUGGUGAAUGGCGUAAAACCGUUAGUAGAUUGGGUAGAUGGAUUGAUAUGGAUAAUGAUUAUAAAACGUUAUACCCAGAAUUUAUGGAAUCCGUUUGGUGGGUUUUCAAACAAUUAUAUGAAAAAAACUCUGUUUACAGAGGGUUGAGAGUCAUGCCUUAUUCUACCGGUUGUACCACUCCUCUUUCUAAUUUUGAAGCUCAACAAAAUUAUAAAGAAGUUAAUGAUCCAGCCGUUACCGUUGGUUUCCCAUUAGUUGAUGAUGAAAACACUUGGUUGGUUGCUUGGACCACCACUCCAUGGACCUUACCUUCCAACAUUGCCUUGGCUGUUCACCCAGAUUUAGAAUAUAUCAAAAUUUUUGAUGAAGAAAAGGGUAAGAACUUUAUCUUAUUAGAAGGUUUAUUGAAAACUUUAUAUAAAAAACCUGCCUCUGCUAAAUUUAAGAUUGUUGAUAGAUUUAAAGGUAAAGAUUUGGAUGGUCUUAAAUAUGUUCCUGCUUUUGAUUACUUCUAUGAAUCAUUCAAAGACUAUGGUUUCAAAGUUUACUGUGCUGAUUAUGUUACUGCUGAUUCUGGUACUGGUAUUGUUCAUCAAGCUCCAGCUUUUGGUGAAGAGGAUUUUAACGCCGCUACUAAAGCAGGUAUCAUCAGUGAAGAUAGAUUACCUCCUAACCCAGUUGACGAUGUUGGUGCUUUCACUAAUGAAGUUUCUGAAUUCAAAGGUGUUUACGUUAAAGAUGCUGAUAAAUUAAUCAUCAAAAAAUUGACUGAAAAUGGAAGACUUUUAGUUAAUACUCAACUUAAGCACUCUUAUCCUUUCUGUUGGAGAUCUGAUACUCCUUUGAUUUACAGAACCGUUCCUGCUUGGUUUGUUCGUAUCGGUGAAAUCAUUCCAGAUAUGUUGAAAAAUGUUGAACAAACUAAUUGGGUCCCUUCUAACAUUAAAGAAAAAAGAUUUUCAAAUUGGAUUUCUAAUGCCAGAGAUUGGAACAUUUCCAGAAACCGUUAUUGGGGUACUCCUAUUCCUUUAUGGGCUAGUGAUGAUUUAGAAGAAAUCGUCUGUAUUGGUUCCAUUGAAGAAUUGAAAGAGUUAUCUGGUAAUAACGAUAUCACUGAUAUCCAUCGUGAAAGUAUCGAUCAUAUCACCAUCCCUUCCAAACAAGGUAAAGGUCAAUUAAAGAGAAUUGAAGAAGUUUUCGAUUGUUGGUUCGAAUCUGGUUCUAUGCCUUAUGCUUCUAGACAUUAUCCAUUCGAAGAGAAAGAAAAAUUCAAGAGUGCUUUCCCAGCCAAUUUCAUUUCCGAAGGUUUAGAUCAAACUAGAGGUUGGUUCUACACCUUAACUGUCUUGGGUACUCAUUUGUUCAAUACUGCUCCUUACCAAAACGUUAUUGUUACUGGUAUCGUUUUAGCCGCUGACGGUAAGAAAAUGUCUAAACGUUUGAAGAAUUACCCAGAUCCAAAUCAUGUCUUAGUCCAAUACGGUGCAGAUGCUUUAAGAUUAUACUUGAUCAAUUCUCCUGUUUUGAGAGCUGAAACCUUGAAAUUUAAAGAAGAAGGUGUUAGAGAAGUUGUUUCAUCCGUUUUGUUACCUUGGUACAACUCUUAUAAAUUCUUAAAAGAUGCUGCUGAUCUUUUCAAGAAAGAUAAUGAUCAAGAUUUCAUUUAUGAUCCUAAAUUGAUCUCUAACAAUGUUAUGGAUAGAUGGUUGUUAGCUUCUAUCCAAUCUUUAAUUAAAUUCAUUCAUGCUGAAAUGACCGCUUAUAGACUUUAUACUGUUGUUCCAAGAUUGUUAGCAUUAAUUGAUGCUUUAACCAAUUGGUACAUCAGAUUUAACCGUCGUCGUCUUAAGGGUUACUCUACUGAAGGUUUGGAAGACACCAAAAUGGGUCUUAACACUUUGGCCGAAGGUUUGUUAACUUUGUCUAGAGCUAUGGCCCCAUUCACUCCAUACUUAGCUGAUGGUAUCUACCAAAAAUUAAGAGUGUACUUCCCAGAUGAAGAAUUAGAAAGCUUCUGUGUCAAUCCAAAGAUCAAGGAUAUUAGAUCCGUUCAUUUCUUAGCUUAUCCAAAUGUUAGAGAAGAAUUAUUUGAUUCUGCUAUUGAACUUGCAGUUUCUAGAAUGCAAAAAGUCAUUGAUUUGGGACGUAACAUUAGAGAAAAGAAAACCAUCUCAUUGAAGACUCCAUUGAAAGAGUUGGUUAUUUUACAUUCUGAUCCUCAAUACUUAAAGGAUGUCGAAUCCUUGAAGGGCUACAUCACUGAAGAAUUAAAUGUCAGAAACUUGGUCAUCACUGAUGAUGAAGCCAAAUAUGGUGUUCAAUAUACCGCUGUUGCUGAUUGGCCAGUCUUAGGUAAGAAGUUGAAGAAGGAUGCUAAGAAAGUUAAAGCUGCUUUGCCAUCUGUUUCAUCUGAAGACAUUCAAAAAUUCUCUGAAACUGGUAAGAUUACUGUUGAUGGUAUUGACUUGGUGGCUGAAGAUUUGAACGUUCAACGUGGUUUACCUUCUGAAAAGGCUGAACAUGGUCAAGAAUCUAGAUCUUCCCAAGAUGUCUUGAUUAUUUUGGAUGUCAACUUAUACCCUGAAUUACUUGGUGAAGGUUUAGCUAGAGAAUUACUUAAUCGUAUCCAAAGAUUACGUAAGAAGGCUGGUUUGAAUACUACCGAUGAUGUCAAAGUCGAAUAUAAUUUGGUCAAAGAUACUAUCAAAUUUGACACCAUUGUCAAAGAUAAUGAAGCUCUUUUGCUCAAAUCUACUAAAAGACCAUUGGCUCCUUUCACCGAAGCUAAUGAAUCAGCUGUUAUUAUUGACGAAGAACAAUCUAUCAAUGAUACCGUUUUCAACUUAAGAUUGUUGAAAAUCUAAGAUUCUUGACUGAUGUCUCAUUGCUCUUUAGCUUACUCCUUUUACGUAUGUGUCUGUACACAUAUAUGCAAUUUUCUUCUGUGU
Messenger RNA from Hyphopichia burtonii NRRL Y-1933, 3302 nucleotides. RefSeq names its product isoleucine--tRNA ligase (gene ILS1). Gene Ontology annotation, biological process: isoleucyl-tRNA aminoacylation. Bases 225 to 3218 code for a protein of 997 amino acids. The record is from RefSeq and is a predicted model, not a curated record. NCBI's taxonomy places the organism in Eukaryota, Fungi, Ascomycota, Pichiomycetes, Serinales, Debaryomycetaceae. The transcript has 2 exons. Gene Ontology annotation, molecular function: tRNA binding; aminoacyl-tRNA deacylase activity; ATP binding.